Messenger RNA from Centruroides sculpturatus (bark scorpion), 323 nucleotides. RefSeq names its product lysozyme 1-like. The transcript is spliced from 3 exons. The record is from RefSeq and is a predicted model, not a curated record. The coding region runs from base 60 to 323 and encodes 87 amino acids. Lineage: Eukaryota; Metazoa; Arthropoda; Arachnida; Scorpiones; Buthidae.
UUAUUUUCAGAUUUCAAGGCUUGGCAUUACAGUUGACGAUAUUAUCUUUCUUUGUUUGCAUGGGAUGGGGUCGAGUUUAUGAAAGAUGCGAGUUAGGACGUGAAUUAUACGAAAGAUUUAAGUUUCCAAAGCAAGAUCUCUCUAGAUGGCUCUGUAUCGCUUAUUGGGAAAGUAAUUAUGAUACUUCUGCUAUCUAUCAGAGUUAUGAUAAUGCCGUAGGCCAUGGUCUAUUUCAGGUUUCUGAUAAAUAUUGGUGUCAACCUUCUAAUGGAAGAUAUAGUACCAAUGGCUGCAAUAUGACUUGUGAUGGUAUAUGGAAAUAA